Phycodurus eques (leafy seadragon) is the source of this 2239-nucleotide messenger RNA. It is a transcript of the gene gemin6, whose product is annotated as gem (nuclear organelle) associated protein 6. Gene Ontology annotation, biological process: spliceosomal snRNP assembly; spliceosomal complex assembly. The record is from RefSeq and is a predicted model, not a curated record. The transcript is spliced from 2 exons. Gene Ontology annotation, cellular component: nucleus; SMN complex. NCBI's taxonomy places the organism in Eukaryota, Metazoa, Chordata, Actinopteri, Syngnathiformes, Syngnathidae. Bases 659 to 1180 code for a protein of 173 amino acids.
UAUAGUUUUAUAUUGGACUUAUAUUCAACUUGACCCUAUUAUAGAUCCAUUUUAAAACACACAGACGCACGCGUGUACAGUACACAGGUCCGAGAUAGAUAGACCCGUGCUAUUGUCGUGAAAUCAAGUCAGCUAGGUGUCUUUUCAAAGUGAUCGGUUUUGAUGUUUCCCUUUUAAAACGGAAAUCAAAUAUCCAGCCGUUUUUCUAUUUUGAUAUGUUUCCAAAUGAGAGCCGUGCAACCACCGAAAGAGACCGACCCAAAAGUCGCUACGACAACUACGUUGCUACUGAUUUGAAAUACGGCUGCCUACUCGGUGACUUCGCAUCUGUAUGUAGUCUAUGAAUAUCGGGUCUAUAUGGCGACAAGUGCAGGGAGGGUUUACCGCCGCGCCCCGCAUGACGAGAGGCAGUAUUCGUGUCGCGUGUGUGCGCAUAUUUUGUUGAGCGUGUGUUUAUUGAGUGUAUAUUUAUGACUGUUGACGUUGUUUCGGAGAGCGGAACCUUUAACUCGAGCGGAACCUUUGUCGCCGUUGGACCCGGAGGCAUUAGCAACGCGUACGCGCGCCACUCGGCUGUGUUGUUGUUGCUGCUUCGUUUCAAUUUUCUCGUGUUUUUUUGCCUUCUUCCUCCUCCUUGACGUCCUGCGGCAGUGGACCGAUGCAGUGCGCUUGGCUCCACUUGGGUCCGCUGCAGUGGGCCACUUUCGUCGACAAACAGCUCCAGGUGACGGCGGGAAAGGAGCCGCGAGAGUUCGGAGGGUGGUUGCUCACCGUCGACCCCGUGUCCGCCAGUAUGGUUCUGGUCACCUUUAGCGCGGUGGGCGGGGCCAGCGUCCAGGUGGUGAUGGGUCACGCGGUGCGGCACGUGGAGGUGGUACGGGAACCGGACGCCGCCACGGCCCGUCGUCUGCGCUCACUCUUCCCGCCCCCCGUGGCCGGCGGGCCGGACCCGCGGCGGCGCGCUGCCGUCCGCCGGUGGCUGGAGGACAACCGCGUGCCCGUGGAGGAGCACGGCGACCAACUGCGGGUGGCCGGCGCGGUCACCGUGGUCGCGCCUUACGGGCCCGACGACUGCGGCGGCGCCAACCAGAUCGUCCUGGAUCGAGUACAGAAGCUGCUGGAGCGACACAGACGGCAGGAAGCGGCGGAGGAACGACAGGAAGUCGGCGCCGCUUCCUGAAGGCCUCUCACCUGCACCCGCUUCCGUCCUUGAUCAAAUAAAAAGUUGCGCUUGACCCACUUUGCUGGCAACCGAUCUUCUAUGAUUCCCUGAAAAACUCAACUAUUUGCUGCUUGGAUGUCCAGAUUACUUUUAUUGCACCCAAGUCUGAGUCACUCGAUUUUGGGUAUCUUACAAAAUCGAAUCCCAAUCUGAUACCUCAACAAUCUGCAUCCGAAUUGGCUCGAUUAUCUUAACUGAAAACGGUCCAAUUACUCUGAAUUUCAGCCUCUCAACAAUAAUUACGCGAAAAAUAAUAACAGAUUGAUUGUGAAAAUAAUUGUGAUUUGCAACCCUUGUUAUAAGUCAGCAGUAGUGCAAAUCAGGUCAACAAAUUUCAUUUCAUUCUCGACUUCAGCAAUUAUAAACAUUUCAAGAUCCUAUUUUUUUUUCCCAGCUGAUACCGAUCAGCUAAAAUAUUGUGAUUGAAACAGGCCAAUCUGAAAAUUGCAGCUUCUUGGUUUUCCUAUCAGACCAAAGCCGUGUCGAAUUAAAAAAAAAUCAUUGCUUCGGCCCCAUCUUGGUGCCGAGGAACUAUGUUGAAGUGAGGGAAGGAGCUUCAUCUGGGUGUUGUAAAUGUGUUUCCAUGGCAACACGAACUAUUUUGAAAGGAAAUGUUUACUACUGGCUAGAGCAGGGGUGGCCAACCCGCGGCUCGCGAGCCUCAUGCGGCUCUUUAACUAGUAUCACGCGGCUCUUCAGGAGCUGUCACAUGACAUGCAAGAAUUGCUUAGAGUGGCAAUAACAGAAUACAAGCCAGAUUUGAAGAGGAUUGUUCAAGAUAAGGAAUGCCAGAAGUCUCACUAAGCAGCAUAGUAAGAGAAGGAUGUUAUUGAAAAUGAUUCUAUUAUUGUUUGUGGACUUGCUUGAACUGAGAGUUUGUGUGUGUGUGAGACAGCGCACACAAUGUUAACUGUUGAAAAUGACUGAUAUCAUGUUGGUGUGGUUAUUUUCAUUAGAUCUGGCUGAGCAGAGGUCUGUGUAUGCGUGCAUACGUGAUUAAAAGAUGAUGUUCAUGUG